AUGCCACAAAAGGCAUAUUCUCGGGCUUGGGGGAGUCGUCUAACUGGUGCAGAAAUCCGACGUGAAGAGAGACGUCGAAAUCGCCGUGUCAUUCUCGGCAAUAAUUAUGAAUCCCCUCCGCGUCCACCUUCUAACGCGGUGAACGAGUCGCGAACAGCAGCAAAUUAUGAGGAGUAUGAGGAGUCUCCAUCUGAUCAAAUGCUUGCUCUUCCAGAUUACGAUGAAAUGUAUGAUGAAGACACUGCAGAGGCUGUAGCAUACCUGCGCAUGGUUCGAUCCGAGGCGAAUGCUAUUCCUAGCACCAUUUCAUCUCAACCCGUGUUUGGCGAUAGUAAGUUCCCACUUGGUUUCAACCAAGAUGAGGCCUUCAUCGCUCCGGCGCUCAACAUGCCCGCUGUGAUUGAUCAAAUCCCCGAGUCGCAAUCAUCCUACUACGAAAUGCUAGAACACCGGUUUAACCUGCUUCGUGCUACUCUCAGGUGCAAGCCACCUGCCGCCGUGGUCGCUUCACUCGACGACAAUCACCCCACCACCACCCCUAAUGGAGGAUACAUCGUUGCUCGCAAGCACUGGCGGCGCUUCAUGAUGACAACGGACCCGCAGUUGGCUCAGCUGGCCAUGAUGGACACGCGCGCUGUUUUCAUGCUAAUUGAUGCGUUAACACGUCGUUUGUCGGAGGUAAUACGAACUGGGAACGAACAUGCUAUUAAAAGUCACAGCGCCUGGGUUUGGGGUAUCCUGGGACGGCUCGAUGAUGUCGAAGUUUUGUCAGGUUCCCAGAUUGCAGAUAUUCGUAAGCUCGCCCAACGUGCCCAAACAAUACUCUCAAAGAUUCUUGAGGAUGAGAAAGCAAGACUUCGGAAGGCGGAGGACUUGAAUAAUGCCGAUAAGGUCAAGUCGAACCUGGAAGAUGAUACUUUAUCUCGCGAUUCUGAUUCAGAAAUGCCAGAUGCUGAUCAUGAUGUCGAGCUUGAUGCUGCAAAAGCUAGGUUGCAGGAAAAAAUCAAGGGUAGACAUGAUUCUGCUGGAUCGGAGACUCGAUGCAUGCUUGACAUGAUCAUCACUAUCAUUGGCAAGUUCUUCAGCCAGCGGGAUAUUCUUGAUCAGCGGGAGAUAUGGUAG
Molecule: messenger RNA, 1122 nt
Organism: Penicillium taxi
Lineage: Eukaryota; Fungi; Ascomycota; Eurotiomycetes; Eurotiales; Aspergillaceae
Product: SIP1 domain-containing protein
Exons: 2
Coding region: 1-1122 (373 amino acids)
Biological process (GO): spliceosomal snRNP assembly
Cellular component (GO): SMN complex; nucleus
Source: RefSeq, a predicted model, not a curated record